GCACUGACAACAACAACAACGACGCUUACCCACCAGGCGUUCUCGCGGCACCGUCGCCUGGCGACUACAAUUGGUUAGCUCAUCACUACGCGCCGACGACAACAACAAUGGCGGAUGUGGUGUCGGUUGGAGUCAACCUGGACGGGUUCUGUCACGCCAUCAGCGGCAUCCAGGCGCUGCGCUCCAGCGUCAGCCGCGUAUUUGAGUUCUUGAAGGAUGGAAUGAAAAACCGGGACACUCUGGAAGGUCGGGAGAAGCAGUUUAUUGCUGAGUUCCAGGACCAUCUUCAAGCCGUCAACAGGGACCUCAAUGAGCUGGAGCGUCUCAGUGGGCUGGUGGGCCGUCCUUCAGAAUCUCAUCCCCUUCACAACAGCGGCCUCCUGAGUCUGGACCCAGUCCAGGACAAGACUCCCCUCUACUCCCAGCUACUGCAGGCGUACAAGUGGUCCAACAAGCUGCAGUACCAUGCCAGUUUGGCCUCCAGCCUCCUCAACCAGCAGUCGCUCAAGCGAUCAGCCAAUCAAAUGGGAGCAUCAGCCAAGCGACGACCCAAAGUCCAGCCAAGUACACUUGUUCUUCCACCCCAGUACGUCGAUGACGUCAUCUCUCGAAUUGGAAGAAUGUUUCCUGAUAUGAUCAUUGAACUUUUCAGACCCAAUGGAACAUCUGCAGUUUUGCUGGUAACUCUUGGGAAGGUGCUCAAAGCAGUAGUUGUCAUGCGUUCACUCUUCAUUGACCGGACAUUGGUUCGAGGAUUCAACGAGAAUGUUUACAACGAGGAUGGAAAGCUGGACAUUUGGACCAAGUCUCAGUACCAGGUCUUUCAGAAGGUAACAGAUCACGCCACCACUGCUCUUCUGCACUACCAGCUCCCUCAGAUGCCUGAAGUGGUUGUGCGCUCCUUCAUGACGUGGUUACGCAGCUACGUGAAGCUCUUUCAGUCUCCUUGUCAGCGAUGUGGUCGUUACCUGCAGGAUGGUCUUCCUCCAACUUGGAGAGACUUUAGGACCCUGGAGGCUUUUCAUGACACCUGCCGUAUGUGAACUCUGAGUUGAUGUGUGUUUGAGCGUAUGGAUUUUGAAAUCAUGU
Molecule: messenger RNA, 1089 nt
Organism: Synchiropus splendidus (mandarinfish)
Lineage: Eukaryota; Metazoa; Chordata; Actinopteri; Syngnathiformes; Callionymidae
Gene: med27
Product: mediator complex subunit 27
Exons: 8
Coding region: 108-1043 (311 amino acids)
Biological process (GO): regulation of transcription by RNA polymerase II
Cellular component (GO): mediator complex
Molecular function (GO): transcription coactivator activity
Source: RefSeq, a predicted model, not a curated record